Messenger RNA from Ceraceosorus bombacis, 1310 nucleotides. NCBI's taxonomy places the organism in Eukaryota, Fungi, Basidiomycota, Exobasidiomycetes, Ceraceosorales, Ceraceosoraceae. The record is from the annotation of a GenBank genome assembly.
AUGCCGCGGAGAAGCAGUAGGCUGCAAGAACGAGCGUGCUUGCAAGGCGCUGCCGCCCAGCAGGGCGUGCGAACUGGCAGCAAUGCUGGCGAAAGUGCGGUACAAAGAAGAGGCGAAAGCGACGAAGAAAAGGUCGAGGAGGCAAGGGAAGUGAGAGAAGCUCGAGAUGCUCGCAACGAGCUCCGCACACCUACCCGCACGCGACGAGACAUUGAGCAGGUGUCGCCGUACUUUGAGCGCAAGGGCAAGCCCGCUGCUGAGACCAAGCAGCAAAAAGGCUCUUCGCACACGAGCAAGAGACGCAGAGUGCAGGUGCCGCUCAGUCGUGACAGAGAAAUUGCCUUCUUGAACGCAGCGAAUCCAGACGUUGAUGAAGACGAGUCAUCGCGCGAGACCAGCCAGGGCAAGGAGCGUGCUCGGCCCAAGAGAAAUGAUUUGCAAUGGCACGGCUCGGAAGCAACGUAUCAUGAAGACAAACCGCACCGCAUACACGGCAAAUCCAGAAGCGAGUCGUUCUUUGGCAUGAUUCAGGAAAUCGUCAAGGAUGAUUCGUGGAUGGUCUUGAUCGCCACGUAAGUACCGCUCACGCUUGCUUCGCUGUGAGAAGCACGCAGUCUGGCAUGCUCACGUCGCGCCGCAUUCCACUUAGCAUGCUGCUCAACCAAACCCACGGCUCUAAAGCUGUUCCAGUCUUUUGGAAGCUUUUGCAUCAAUUUCCCACACCAGAAGCUCUGGCAAAGGCUGACCUGCGCGAGCUGACUGAUAUGAUACAGCCGAUAGGUCUGCACAACAUUCGAGCUGCUCGCCUCAAGUCCUUCAGCCAAGCUUGGCUAGAUCUGCCACCGUGGCGCGCCGAAUCGAGCAGAUGCAGAGAUCCAAAAGCUCGUGAUCGCAGACUGCCCGGGACCAGUGCAUACCCUCUCACUCCUGUUGCUCAUCUGCCAGGAGCAGGCAGGUACGCCGUCGAUUCGUGGGCCAUCUUUUGUCAUGCUGGGGGCGCGUCACAAGGCUUGGCAGAUCCGGAUGAAGCAGCACGCAGCUCCAAAGAGCUUGCAGAGGUGUUGCGAAGGAGACGAGAGGUGUCAAGAGAUGAAUAUGGCGUGAGCAGCGGCUCUAUAGCGCGGCGGAAAGAGCAUGGAUCUCUAACAUCGCAAGUAGAGACGCCACUCUGGAGAAGCAUGAUACCCUUGGAUAAAGAGCUGCGGAAUUAUUUGAAGUGGAGGUGGGCCAAAGAAGGCGUGCAAUUCGACUCCGAGCGCGGCGUGAUAGGACAGCUCGAGGAAGAGGAGUUGGCGCUGCCCCAAGAAUGA